Messenger RNA from Pyrus x bretschneideri (Chinese white pear), 3365 nucleotides. RefSeq names its product receptor-like protein kinase THESEUS 1. Gene Ontology annotation, cellular component: plasma membrane; plasmodesma. Bases 580 to 3096 code for a protein of 838 amino acids. The transcript is spliced from 2 exons. Gene Ontology annotation, biological process: protein autophosphorylation. Gene Ontology annotation, molecular function: transmembrane receptor protein tyrosine kinase activity; ATP binding. Lineage: Eukaryota; Viridiplantae; Streptophyta; Magnoliopsida; Rosales; Rosaceae. The record is from RefSeq and is a predicted model, not a curated record.
GAGCAUUACGUUAAUCAGAAACAAAAAAAGAAAAUAGGUGUCUAAUCCCUUCCAUAUUUAUGAACCCUACAAAAUCCAAAAGCAAAAACAAAAAAGAAUAAUAGUAACAAUACCAAGCCUCUCACCCUCAGUUACAGAACUUUCAUGGCUUUUUCUGUUAUUUUAUAUUCCAACUUCCCAAAGAUUGUGAGCAUCCAAAUCAAACCAAAAUAUUUAUUAAAUCAACUGGUUUCAUGGGAGGGACCUAAAUUUUUGAAUUUUUCAAGUUUCCAACUUUCCAAGUCCAAUUCUUUUUCUUCUUUGUGGGGUCCUCUUUAUGUUUGAGCACCGCAUAUGACAGCCUAAAUCAACAGCCUGGAAAGGGUGAUUAAUGGUUACAACCGCACUAAAAGGCAGAAGCUUGAUGGGUUUUCAUGGUGGGAUUCACGUAGUCUGUGUCAACUGGGUUUUCUCUUGGCGCUGACCCAAUUCACUCUGCUGCGGAUUGUUCCCAUUUUUCACUUCCAUUGAGGGUUUUGUUGAGUUGAUUGAUUUGGUCUCAUUUGCCGUUGAAGAUCUGGUUUUUCAGAUACGGUGAAGAUGAAACUUGUAACUUGGGUAGCUUUGUUUCUUGCUGUUGUUGUGUUCAUGAGUUAUAGAUCAUCCGCUUCAUUCACUCCUGUCGAUAACUACUUAAUUGCCUGCGGUUCUCCGAAAAAUGUCACAUUCCAAGGUCGAACCUUUGUUCCCGAUACACAACAAUCUUCCCUUGUACUAAAGACUGCAAAUUCUUUAGUUGCCAGCCCCAAUGCUAAUGCCCCUUCUCCAAUUUACCAAUCUGCUCGAGUUUUCCAGGCAACAGCUUCUUACAAAUUUAAAGUCCAGCAAGAAGGCCGGCAUUGGGUCCGCCUUUACUUUUUCCCUCUUACAAGCCCUGGCCAAAACUUGGAUUCUGCUCAAAUGACUGUAGUUACUGAAAAUUUUGUACUCUUGAACAACUUCACUUUCAAGAACUAUAACGGUUCUUAUCUGUUCAAGGAGUAUGCAAUUAAUGUAACUUCGGAUACUUUGACUCUUAACUUCAUUCCUUCAAACAAUUCAGUUGCUUUUGUUAAUGCAAUUGAAGUAGUUUCUAUCCCGGAUGCACUGCUUCCUGACCAGGCAUAUGCUGUGAAUCCAUCUGCUCCUUUUAGUGGACUUUCUGAGCUUGCCCUUCAAACAGUUUACCGGUUAAACAUGGGGGGCCCUUUGCUCACAUCUCAAAAUGAUACCCUUGGAAGAACUUGGGAGAAUGACGUGAAGUACCUCCAUGUGGACAGUUCUGCAGUGAAUGUAUCGGUGAACCUUGCAAGCAUAAAAUAUCCGCCUACUGUCACACCUGAAAUUGCCCCAAAUUGGGUCUAUGCCACAGCUGAAGCCAUGGGAAAUGCAAACGUGCCCAAUGUGAACUUCAACAUAACUUGGGUCUUUACAGUAGAUCCAAAUUUUAUGUAUCUUGUUCGGGUACACUUUUGUGAUAUUGUCAGCAAAGCUCUGAAUAAUCUCGUUUUCAAUGUUUUCAUAAAUUCUGACAAUGUGCUUGGUAGUCUUGACCUCUCUUCGAUUACUGGUGACUUGGGUGUGCCAUAUUACAAAGACUUCAUUUCCAACUCCACAGAAGAUGCAGGUACUUUGACUGUCAGUGUUGGUCCAGAUUCAUCAGCUGAUAUUACCAAUGCAAUUCUGAAUGGGUUGGAGAUUAUGAAGAUCAGCAGUGAGUUGGGGAGCUUGGACGGGUCUCUAUCCGUGGGGAAUCUUCUUCCUAGUCCAUCCUCAAAGAAGAAUAAUAUAGGAAUCAUAGUUGGCUCUGUUGUGGGAUGUGUUGCUGUUGUGGCAAUUAUUGGUUUCCUUUAUUGCUGCUUGGCAUCCCGCAAGUCGAAGACAACUAACCAAGCGACAUGGCUGCCCUUGCCCUUGUAUGGAAAUUCUCAGACCAUGACAAAAGUGUCUACAACUUCACAAAAGAGUGGAACAGCUAGCUGCAUUUCAUUAGCCUCCUCCAAUCUUGGCAAAAUCUUCAUGUUCCAGGAAAUCCUGGAUGCAACCAAUAAGUUCGAUGAGAGCCUCCUUCUUGGGGUUGGUGGUUUUGGCAGGGUUUACAAGGGAACACUUGAAGAUGGGACUAGAGUAGCUGUCAAAAGGGGAAACCCCAGAUCUGAACAAGGUCUUGCUGAAUUCCGAACUGAGAUUGAAAUGUUAUCCAAGCUCCGCCACCGCCACCUUGUGUCUCUUAUUGGCUACUGUGAUGAAAGGUCAGAAAUGAUUCUUGUCUAUGAAUACAUGGCCAAUGGACCCCUCAGGAGCCAUUUGUACGGAACAGACCUGCCAACGCUCUCAUGGAAGCUACGCCUUGAAAUUUGCAUUGGGGCUGCAAGAGGGCUCCAUUAUCUCCACACUGGUGCAGCUCAAAGCAUAAUUCACCGAGAUGUGAAGACAACAAACAUUCUCUUGGAUGAGAACUUUGUAGCCAAAGUUGCUGAUUUUGGCCUCUCAAAAGCAGGUCCAGCUCUAGAUCAGACCCAUGUCAGUACAGCUGUUAAGGGUAGUUUCGGUUACCUUGAUCCUGAAUACUUCCGAAGGCAACAGCUCACGGAGAAAUCUGAUGUGUAUUCGUUCGGGGUAGUUCUAAUGGAAGUUCUGUGCACAAGACCAGCUUUAAAUCCUGUUCUUCCAAGGGAGCAGGUCAACAUAGCAGAGUGGGCGAUGACAUGGCAGAAGAAGGGCAUGCUAGACCAAAUCAUGGACCCAAAUCUGGCGGGGAAGGUAAAUCCAGCUUCUCUGAAGAAGUUCGGGGAGACAGCUGAGAAGUGCCUUGCUGAGUAUGGUGUUGACCGGCCAUCAAUGGGAGAUGUCUUGUGGAAUCUUGAAUAUGCUCUUCAGCUCGAGGAGACAUCAUCUGCACUCAUGGAACCUGAUGAUAACAGCACAAACCACAUACCUGGUAUCCAAUUAACCCAAGGAGAGCCAUUUGAUAACAGUGUGAGCAUGAUUGACGGGGGACACUCCGGCGCAGAUGACACAGAAAAUGCUGCUACAAGUGCUGUGUUUUCUCAGCUUGUUAAUCCUCGCGGAAGAUGAGGUGACAGAACCUUUGCCUAUCUGAAUCUUGUUCCCUAAUGUCCCCUUAAAAGAUAUCGGUCAUCCUGGCCGCAGUGAGGGAAAAAGUUCUUUCGUAGUUCAUUAUUCUAGUUUACUACCUCAAUUUUUCUAUCACAAUUUAUUUGUAAUAUAGUUAUGGUGGGUGCCAAUCAGAAUCCCUCAGAAAUUACAGGGGAGGUGCCAAAGGAUUUUGUUGUUGUCUUGAUAUAUAAAUGCAUCUGGGUUUCAGAGCUUCCCAUUCUAAAGUA